CUGCAGUGCCAAGCCCAAUUUCAUGCAUUCUGAGGUAGCCCACUGAUUUACUCUAUGCGGCAGGCUGAAAGACCUCCCAUCUCACCCUAAAUGCCAAGCAGAUGUUGCCUUGGCUGCCUCCCUUUAUGGAAUUGGAAUGCGCCUAACGGGCGCCAUUCCCGGUUUAAAGUGCCAAAUCUUGCGAGUUUCUUCUCUGACCUCACACUUAACGUGAAAGAAUGUAGGCACUCUUUCAUCGAUUCUGAGCUCGAUCGACAUGGCAACACCAAGCCGUCUCCUGAUGAGUGGAGAGCAACAUGGCCACGAACUAUUGUCAGAGUAUCAACCUUUCCUCCGGACAAAUUCUCCAGGUAAUCCUCAUACCUCAGAAUACCAUGAACAGGGAGGAGAGUCGCCCUCGAGUGACUGCGCAUCCAAAGAACAUGACGAUAAGACUGGACAAGAAACGUCGCCAUGGCGUCCAACCUGGUUCCACCGACGCGUCUUUUUGAUGUUUGCAGCUUGGUUUGCUAUCCUAGCUGCGUCGAUCGAAUUGCUGUUAGCAUUCUCACAGAAACAGCACGGGCUUGCUGAACCAAAAGGAGGUUUAUUUUAUGCUUGGACGUUUGGGCCUACCGCUGUCUUUGUUUUAACUGCAGCCUUCUGGGCUAGGGUCGAGUAUCAGUCAAACAUUUCAAUGCCCUGGAUGCAAUUACAGAAAGGGCUAUCUACGGCUCGAACGACUAUCGAACUAGAUUAUAAUUCCAAGAUCUUGCCAGCACUAAUCGCCUUGUCUAUAUGUAAUCGACAUUAUAUCGUCACAAUCGCAACUGUCACUGGGCUAGCAUUGAAGGCUGUUAUCGCCCUAUCAUCUGGUCUGCUAUUUCUCCAGCCUGGGACUGUUAUAUCCUAUGAAAGUUCACUGCCGCUCAGGGAUGCCCUGGUGAAUCGAGUACCUCUUUUUGACGCUGCGACUAUUACCUCUGAGCCAUAUGACACAUUCCUUGGUAUACUCGACCUCAACCUCACUGUACCCUUCGGCUAUAGUCCAAAAGUGGCCUAUCAGACUUACAUCGGCUCCCACAUUGGGGCUAACGACUCUUCGAGCGCUGUCGUGCAGGGCAUCUGGUCUGACUUGAUGUGUGAAGAGUCGGAUGUCUCGAUUGCUGAUGGCCAGGAAGAAGCACAAAACGACACUCUAACAUUGUCACUAUCUUCAACUUUCUGCGACAACACUAUUGAGGCCAAACUCUCCAUUAUCAAGGAAUAUCCUGGCGCUAAGCGACAAGAUACCAACUAUAUCCUAGGUGGAUAUUUUGGCCCUGGUGGGGGUUCCAUCUGUAGAGGAGCCGGUGGACCAGUGUUUGCCCUUGGAUAUGCUUGGUUCAUUGAUUCUGUUGAAAAGAAUUCUGACUUUGAUCAAUCUAUGGUAAUGUUCUGUCAGCCCAUGUACUACAGCGGCCAUUUAGAAGUCAACAUUAGCGAGACCUCACAACCGACAGUAGAGGAACUGUCAUCGCCCGCACCGACUUUAUUGGAGGGAGAUAUGGGUUGGCUUGUUCGCCGAUCUUAUCAAAUUGACAAUCCAGGUAGCGCCCCAAAUUUCGCUCUUGGUGAUUGGGUCUACAAUUCCAGUGGCUUUUGGCCAACGAGAUACUACAGUAGAGCGCCCGAUGAAUACCCAACUGAAUUGAGCAAAGGAUAUCUCCUUCUCGGUCAAGCUAUCCCUACCGACUGGCGUAAUGUAACAUUUGAUUCCGCUUUCCAUGCAAUCAAAGAGUUCUAUCAAACAUUCGAUCCUCUCGUCGCCCACUUUUUCCUGCGCGAGAUGAAGCCAGGAGAGGCCACCGUUGAGGCAGUAGUCUCCGAAAUCCGAAACAGGCUUCUCGUCAAACCUGUCAUUGCACACGUGAUGGGGGGUAUUCUAGGUGUAUCAGCGGCGGUUCUUGUUUUAGGUUCAACUCGGCUCAUACCUUCCAGCGGCUUUGUUCCCAACGGACCGGGGAGCUUCAUCGGGGCAAUUCGGAAUUUAACCCACAGCACAGAGUUUUUCAGAGCCCUGGCCAAAGUUGAGGAAACUAGAAAUGGAUUGACGGGUAGAUUUUCUGCGAAUACGAGAAGUAGUGAGGGCGAUAUGAAUGGUUCAGAGGCGAGGGAGUCAUUCAGAAUUAUUUCCCGCGACGUUGGCGCCAGCAAUCCCAGCAAAGACAACUUUACAAGAGAUGAUAUCCAGGUUUUUGAUCCUCUAGUCUUACGUUUCUCAGUACAGGUGGCAAUGCUCAGUCUGUUGAUAGCUACAUUGAUUUCCUUGCAGAUCUCUUCCUGGAUCUCCAAGUCUUCAUCUGGCGUCGGCGACAUUGGCAACAAUCCUUACCUCCAUUAUACAUGGACUACUUUACCCACCCUGGUUAUGGUAGGUAUUGGUACCUACUUUGCUGCUUCUGACAAAGAAGUAAGAGUAUUGAUGCCGUUCGCAAAUCUAAGGGCAAAGACGUCUUUUCGGACCCUUGAAACUGAUUUCUCCGAUCGAACUGCGGCAGAGGCUAUGUGGCUGUCAGGUCAGACAAGGCAGUGGCCGAUUCUAGUGGCAACAACAAGUUCGAUCCUUGUGUCGUUCCUUACUAUCUUCGCAGCAACACUGUUUUCGGCGAAUCAAGUCCCUAUCGACUACCCGAUUCAACUCCAGCAAGAAGAAUGGUUUGCGUCCUUCGGGUGGCGAACUCGCGAUGAUUUUUCAAACAUCAUUUUGUCCAACAGUGAUAACUUCACAUAUCCAAAUUGGACUUAUAAGAAUUUGGUUCUACCAAAACUGAGCCCAGCAGUACUACCACCAAUUGUCUCUGACAACAUGACAGUCACAGUGGUUGUGAACGCGCUACGGCCAACGACAAAUUGCACCCGACAUCCGAUGUCUACGACGAAGUCUCAAUAUGAUGGGAAUCAGACGGCUAGUCUGCAAAUCGACUUGACAUACGGUGAAGAUGGAGAAGGUGCUUGGAGAUCUGGCUGUGGUCUCUUUUGGCGACCAUAUUGUUCAAGAGACCUUUCCUUCAUUGAAGCCAAUCUGACCCCUUGCUGGGAGGAUCCAGCUCCCCACUACUAUUACGAUGCUGGUGUCAAUUUCACAAGCUGCUCCACGUCACAGUUCGUAUGGGGCACCAUCAACAACGUCUCAAAGGAAUGGGAUUUUUUGGCUGCAUAUUCCUGUACUGACAUUGUGGAAGAAGUCGAUGUCGAGCUAAGCUUACACUGGCCAUCGUUAGAGAUUAAUGCAAAAAGACCACCAAGGCCCAUUGAGAUAUCUUCACGGCGGGCUACAAGAUUCUUCCCAACCGGUGACAUGAUACACACGGACGAUUGGUUCGAGAUUCAGCGCUAUAGGGACAGGUUUGUUGACCUCUCUGGACCACGCUACCGGUUGCCAAUUGAAAGUAUCGGAGACCCGGCUGCCGAAGAAACCGUCCUCGCAGCUCAGCGGGAACAUUGGGUCCUGAGAAAUACCCAAUUUCUAUCCAUGACUGUACGACGAUUAUUCAACGAGACCGCAUUCACACCAAAGCCUUCGUGGCGCCCAUGGAUUUACAAUACCUCGUGGUCUGGCCUCCCUUUCAAUGACCCCUUUGAGCCUCCCCAGCCACGUCCACAAAUAGCGGCCAUUGCAACGGACCACACCAGGUAUCGCGUCGUCCAGAAUGAGGUCCCAACCUACUUCCUUACCGGUCUGCUUAUAGCUGUGCUGCUACUGCACUCUGCCGCCAUCUGGCUGGUUCCUCGAGACGUUAGGCCCCAUAACUUCAGGACGAUAGUUGGAAUCGCGCGGCUCCUAAUCAACUCAAACAUUCAUGAUUUCUUGCGGGAUGACCAAAAAGAGCGCUCUCUCAAAGACAAGGGCUUCCUACUGGAUUGGGUUGAGGACGAGUUGGGGAAAGCGACUUACACGCUACAAGUGCUCGAAUAGAGGGUACCUUGGUGACAGACAGCACCAGAUUUCAAAGGGCAUACGGGUUCGGUCACGUUAGUGGCGCCAACGUCGGGAUGGCGACACUGUCAUCUUCUGGGUGGCCGAGACGG
Messenger RNA from Truncatella angustata, 4050 nucleotides. RefSeq lists its product as uncharacterized. The transcript is spliced from 2 exons. Bases 257 to 3937 code for a protein of 1226 amino acids. The record is from RefSeq and is a predicted model, not a curated record. NCBI's taxonomy places the organism in Eukaryota, Fungi, Ascomycota, Sordariomycetes, Amphisphaeriales, Sporocadaceae.